Molecule: messenger RNA, 1652 nt
Organism: Xenopus laevis (African clawed frog)
Lineage: Eukaryota; Metazoa; Chordata; Amphibia; Anura; Pipidae
Product: protein kinase C delta type
Exons: 11
Coding region: 1-1311 (436 amino acids)
Source: RefSeq, a predicted model, not a curated record
AUGGACCAUCAAACUACAGAAAACUCUGAUCUGGUCAAGUUUCUGAAUAAGGAGAAGCAGAGGAGGGCUCCCUGGGAAAAAGGUUUCAUCUUGAAAGGGAUCGCAGUCAGGACUUUGAUGAGAGAAGAAAUGUCUUUCAAGCUUUGUGCAGGGAUCCAUCGAUACUCCCAACGACAUUGCCAGAAGCAUAACACAGGACGUACUGCUCCAUCACAGCUGCCAGUGCUCAGGUACAAUGGGCCUUAUGGAUACAGAAGGAAUGAGCCAACACUCAGACACCAUUCACUAAGGUUACAUUGUCUUUUUUACAAAUCCCUAGGAGGAAAAGAGAAGGUUAGAGAGGACGCCAAAACAUCGGAGUACCUCGAUAUUGAAAAUUACAGCCUUAUUAAAGAACUAGGAGAAGGCAACUUCGGCAAGGUGGUGUUGGCAUCGUUUAAAAUCAAGAACCAACUAACUGCAAUCAAGAUCAUUGAGAAGCAGCGGGAGGAAGAUUUUGAAUAUGUCAGACGAGAGGCAUCGGUUCUCCAGAUUGCUAGCAGAUGCCCAUUUCUAUGCCGGGCAAUGGCAACAUUCCAAACUAAGUCACUAAUCCUGCUAGCCCUGGAGUACGUCAAUGGCGGAACACUGGAGAACAUCAUCGAGGACCGAGGACGUCUGAGUAACAAGCAAGUGCUGUUUUAUGCCUCAGAAUUAGUGGUGGGUAUUCAGUUCCUGCACGAGAACGGGAUCGUUCAUCGUGACCUCAAACCAGAGAACAUAUUGGUGGAUGAACAGGGCCAUGUGAAGAUCGGUGAUUUUGGCCUUGUCUGCACCGGUAUGUAUGGAGUAAACACACAGUGCGGCUAUUAUGGAACACCAGGAUACACGGCACCACAGGUUUUAUUAGAGGAGCCAUACGACGCCGGAGCUGACUGGUGGUCUUUCGGAGUCAUCUUGUACGAAAUGGCCACCAAUAGGUUACCAUUCUCACCGAAGGGAAACUUGAGACAACAGGUAGAAAGCGUCAUCAACAGAGAGCCUGAAUAUCCAGACUCCCUUUCUACCAAACUGCGUGACCUCAUAAAACAGCUCUUGAAGAAGAAGGCCAACCAACGCCUUGGGGUGAAUGGCAACAUCCGGGAUCACCCAUUUUUCUCAACCGUCGAUUGGUCAAAUGUGGAGAAAAGAACAUUGAAGCCUCCUAUAAAACCAAGUCAUGAAUCAGCCACGGGGUUCAACAGGAAAUACAUCUCAUUCCCGAAAGAGGACCCCAGCGAGACCCGUAUGCUCAAGGGGUUCGAUUAUGUGGACCCGAGCUGGCUGGAGUAAUGAGUAGCUGUGCCGUCGGCAAGAGUCAUCCCAUCCAAGUACCGUGCAACAUUCCACCAGAACACCACUAGCACCUCCACUGCUUCAUCCUGCAUAUCUGGUAAUGUAUGACAUUCUGAGAACAGCAAAGGUGAGCAAAUAAUGUUAAUUACCAUCUUACUGUCCUGCUCUACCUUACAAUUACAACACCAGAAAAGGUACUCCUCCCAAAAUGCACCAUCUUGCAGGUUAGUAGCACUGUGACCAACAUCACCGCAGAAAGCGCUUACAGCUGCAUUUAAUAUCCCCAAGUGCUUUCUAUGCCAUUACCAACUUAUGCAGCUUUUUUUAUGUUUACAGUA